AUGUCCUCCUUUUUGAAAUUUAAGGGAACUGACAUCCAGAGAUUCCUGGAGGAGGCCACCAGCUUGGACCCCCGAUUUAAAUCCAAAGUGAAUAAUGAUGAAGUCUGGGACAGGAUCAGGGAAGCAGCAAUCACUGCAAACACAGUGGCAGCAACAGAUGAGCUCCCGGAGCAAGGAGAGGCACAGAGGGAAGGCUGUGAAGAUGGAGAGGAGGAAGAAGUAGAGGAAGACUAUGCACUGCCACCACCAGUAAAGCAGAAAAGGACAGCCUUGGAGGAACUCUUUGAAGAGGAGGACAACGAGCUGCAGUCAUUUCAAAAAUCGCAGCCCCUUCUUUCCCUGGCCCAGAGAGUGGAUCAGGAGAUCCAGCUGUACAGAAGCUUGCCCUCCAUCCCUUGCAAGGAUAGUGCCACACUGUGGUGGUGGAACAAGAGAGAUACUCUGCCCCUGCUGUCUGGACUGGCUGAACGCUUUCUGUGUGUGCAGGCUUCCUCCACCCCGUCUGAGAGGGUGUUCUCCACUGCUGGAGACACUAUAAGUCCAGAAAGAUCACGUAUCCUUCCUGAAAAAGCAGACAUGCUUAUUUUUCUGCAAAAGAAUUGUUAA
Molecule: messenger RNA, 606 nt
Organism: Epinephelus fuscoguttatus (brown-marbled grouper)
Lineage: Eukaryota; Metazoa; Chordata; Actinopteri; Perciformes; Serranidae
Product: E3 SUMO-protein ligase ZBED1-like
Exons: 3
Coding region: 1-606 (201 amino acids)
Molecular function (GO): protein dimerization activity
Source: RefSeq, a predicted model, not a curated record